Molecule: messenger RNA, 933 nt
Organism: Myxocyprinus asiaticus (Chinese sucker)
Lineage: Eukaryota; Metazoa; Chordata; Actinopteri; Cypriniformes; Catostomidae
Gene: or71at1
Product: odorant receptor, family 71, subfamily AT, member 1
Exons: 1
Coding region: 1-933 (310 amino acids)
Biological process (GO): G protein-coupled receptor signaling pathway
Cellular component (GO): membrane
Molecular function (GO): olfactory receptor activity; G protein-coupled receptor activity
Source: RefSeq, a predicted model, not a curated record
AUGGCUGGAAACCUUUCGUAUCAUGCUUUCACAUUCAACCUUCAAAUAGCAGAAUUUGAUGUCCAUCCCAGUGCUAUAUAUCCUGUCUUCUUCACUGGAGCUCUGAUCUACAUGUUCUCUGUAUUCUGUAAUGGAACAAUUAUGGCAUUGAUAAUCACCCAGAGAAGCCUUCACAAGCCGAUGUUCUACAUAAUGUUCAGUCUGCCUCUGACUGAUUUAAUGGGAAUCACUUGUGCUCUACCAAGGGUGCUUGUGGACAUUGUGACACAAACAAACAAUGUGUAUUACCCUACAUGUGUUCUUCAAGGCUUUUUGCUACAUAUGUAUGGAGGUGCAAUACUUUUUCUACUGGCAGCCAUGUCUGUAGACCGAUAUAUAGCAAUAUGCUACCCGCUCAGAUAUAAUUCUAUCAUGACUCCUAGGAGAUUAUGUGGCAUCUUAGCGUCGGCAUGGGGCCUUGACAUCACUUUGAUACUUGUGUUAUUUUCCCUCCAAGCCAGAAUGGAGAAAUGUAAGUCUUUUAUUGUCAACGUAUAUUGUGAUAACCCAUCUUUGCUUUUGAUUUCAUGUGGAGGGGAUUUCACUGUGAACAAUAUGUAUGGUCUAACUAUGACAGCAUUUAUGCAGAUAAUCAGUGUCUCUAUCCAGCUGUUCUCUUAUACACACAUUCUUAUCAUGUGUAUAAAGCAUACACAUUCAAAAAGUAAGGCUUUAAAUACAUGUAUGGCUCAAAUUGUUACAUUUUUUCUCUUUGAAAUAGUGGGAACAAUUGCUAUUCUGUCAUAUAGAUUCCCCAGUGUCUCUCCCAAUGUACAGAAGGUUUGUGGUAUGAUGAUUUUCACAGUCCUUCCAGUUAUCAAUCCAAUAAUAUAUGGAAUGAAAACUAAAGAUAUUAGAAUAGCAUUCUUUUUGGUUUUGAGAAAACACAAGUAG